GGAUAUACCUAAUUUGCAAGGCGUUGGUUUUGAAAUACUACUUCGUAGUGGAGGUUAUAAUAUUAGAUUCUACCUCCGUAUAUUGCUCUUAGUUUAGUUUUUAGUGGUCUUAAUAUUGAUAGUAAAUUCGUCCGGUUAUCUAGAAAUGACAAAUAAUCAUUCAAGAUACGGAUUGUGCCGUUAUAUUUAAAAUUUGCUGUUUCUUGUGGACCGGGGCGGUCCGAUCUAUCGGGCAAAGGCUGCUUAGUCGUCGACAACCUAUGUCGGAGCGCCAACUGCCUCGUCUUUUUGAUAGAAUUUGAAAAUGGGUUCCGGCCAAUCGUGUGGAGCAGGUGAUAAUGAGAAAACUACUAUUACCAAGUCUAAAAGCUAUGUUGAGGAAUUAUUGCACAUUAAACAGGCUAAUUUCCUAAAUUCGAACUCAGUUGAAUCCAAAGAGGAAAUACAAUCAAGAAGAGAAAGGAUAUUGAAAGCUCUUACAGAUCGUAAACCUGUCAAGCCCUACGCAGUGCAGCUGCUGGAAGCCCGGGCUGCCAACAAAAGUGAGCUUUCCAUACCAGAAACAUUCCAAGCCCCGAUAGUUAAUACUGACGCUCAGUCUAAGAGGUUACAGGGUCAGAAAAAUGUAAAAGAAUCGGAUCAGAAAUCGAGGAUUUUGCAAAGAAUCGCUGCCCGCCGCAAGAGUAAGCGACCCGUCAAUAAUACUUCGCUAUCUCCUACCGUCAGGUGUUCAUCGGCUACUGCUGCCAGGGGUCCAUCGGCUACUGACAUUAAUGCUUUACCUAUUUCUACUAAUACUUCACCUGUAAGAACCAACAGGCCUCCGGCUGCCAAAACUCCGCCACCUCCAACCGUUUAUUCUUCGACGCCUCCUGCCUCCAACAAGGCGACUCAGUAUGACCCUCCAGCUAAAGUAUCUUUUCUAUCAAGGGCUUCACAGUCUUCAUCUCUUGGGAGCUCUGUAGACUCUGCAAUACAGGUGACACCAACAGUCCAGUCGUCUCUUCAGCAGACGGUACGAUUAUCGGAGCCAAAGAUCUAUGUUCAGCCAUCAGCACCACCACCGCCCAAGAUCCUCCCACCUCCGCCCAAGAUCCUCUCACCGCCACCUAUGCGCCUGUCGAUCCAACCACCGCUAUCUGUGCGGCAAUCUAUCAGUGCUGCAUUUUCCAGACCGAGCCCCUCUUCAGCUUUGGAUUACAGUAUAGCACCUUCGCCACCUUCCUUCAGCGACCUUCUAGAAAAUGUUUGCAAAGACAAAUUAAACCAGAAUAAACCUUCAAACUGGAGACCAGCCUCGUUGAUGGAACAGAAGAAAAGAUACUUUGACCAAGAUCCUGUCCCUUUGAUAUCCUCUCCAAUCAAAUCAAUAUCGGGCCAGAAGUUGCUGACUAUUGGUGAAAAACAGCCCCUAGAUUUCGACAGUGAUGUGAGCUAUCGGAAGAGGCAUACGGCGGCAGUAGACAGAAUAACAGACUCCUUAAUGGCCAACUGGGUGAGGAAAAAGACUUCUGCAGAGUUACUGGGCGCUGAUGAAAAGGAAUUGUCUUUGCUGACCUACAGCGAGUCAAAAAGGCCGGAGGUACCUCAUUUUCCAGUCAGAGGGAAAGGCCACAUUAACCAAGAAUGUUCUAACCAUGGCGAUGCUUUGGCAUUGAAGGCUAGCCUUCCAUCAGUGAGGUUCGGUAAAAGUCGACAUUCACUAUUACGCUGCGAAUCGAGGAGUGAAAAACGAUGUAUUAAACACCAGGAUAAUAAAAAUUUGAUUUGAAUAGCAUUUUAAUCUUCCUUUACUUAAUGAGACACUAAUGCCUUAGGGAUUAC
Molecule: messenger RNA, 1824 nt
Organism: Nezara viridula (southern green stink bug)
Lineage: Eukaryota; Metazoa; Arthropoda; Insecta; Hemiptera; Pentatomidae
Source: the annotation of a GenBank genome assembly